AAAUAAGAUUAUUGCAAAUUAUAAUAAAAUAUUUUACAUUCAAAAUGCUAUUCACAAGUAUUUUAGUAGUGUUUAUGGCGUUCAUAGGGCGAGGGUAUGGCGAGUGGGCGCUCGUAUGGGAAGACAACUUUGAGGGCGAUUCACUCGAUGAGGACAAAUGGUCGUAUGAAACCGGAGCCGAACCCAAUUGGGGCAAUCAUGAGCUCCAGUACUACACUGAGGACCAAGAGAAAAACGUGAGAGUAGAAAAUGGCCAUUUGGUAAUCCAGGCUCGACCUGAGGUGAAGGGCAAAAGUCAGUUCACAUCGGGUCGGUUGGACACGACUGAGUCGUGGACUCGGGGCCGCUUUGUUAUCAGCGCCAAACUCCCAAAAGGCAAACACUUGUGGCCAGCGAUUUGGAUGAUGCCUAAGGAGGACACAUAUGGCGAUUGGCCGGCCAGCGGUGAGAUCGACAUAAUGGAGUUGCGGGGCCAACACCCGGACACAGUGGAGGCGACGGCCCACUAUGGCGGCGCCUUUCCUAACAACAUAUUCUCGGGCAGUCCUGAGACCAAAUUCAGUGACUUUAGUACAGCUUUCCAUGAGUUUGCGUUGGAGUGGGACGAGAAUGAGUUGCGAUGGUAUGUCGACGGCAAGCAGUACUUCAAGACCAAUGUGCACAAAGACCUAUGGUCACAUAAGGGCAAAGACCCCUACACUAAGAUUGGACAACCCUUUGAUAAACCCUUUUAUUUGAUAUUGAAUGUGGCGGUCGGCGGAGACUUUUUCCCCGUCGAUGAGUACGGACCGCAAGUGACCCCCGCAGAGGCCAAACAGUGGUCAAAGCCCACGAUGGAAGUGGACUUUGUAAAGGUGUAUCAACAGAAAUAA
Molecule: messenger RNA, 872 nt
Organism: Medioppia subpectinata
Lineage: Eukaryota; Metazoa; Arthropoda; Arachnida; Sarcoptiformes; Oppiidae
Source: the annotation of a GenBank genome assembly